CCACUGUUUCCAGUCGUCAAGUCUUGAAUAUUAUCCAAAUAUUUAUUUAGGUAUUGAUAUAUUAUUUAUUUUUUUUUAUAGUUUUGUGUAUAUCUUAAUUCUUAGUUCGUGUACCAACGUCCAUCUUAAACCGUGUGUACCACAGACUGAAUAGUAUUGUAGACUGUAGUUUUCUUCGUGCGACGUGAACCACCUACUAAAGGGUCGAUGAUCAUGGCUCCGACUAUUCAAAACAAUACUCAAUCUCAAGAAAAAAGGCCAGUAAGACCCAUAGAAAAAAGGUCCGAUUUAGUAUGUAAAAUGAAGUAUUGCAAUAUGCUUCCAGACAUACCUUUUGAUUUAAAAUUCCUCUCAUAUCCAUUUGAUGCAACAAGAUAUAUACAGUAUAACCCAACGUCUUUAGAGAGAUCAUAUAAGUUUGAAAUACUCGCAGAUCAUGAUUUAGGACUCAACAUUGAUUUGGUUAAUAAAGACAAGUAUUCAAUAGACUAUAAUUUACAAAUGGAUAUUGCUGAUGAAAAACUUUUGGAAGAAGAUAUCUUAGCUCCACAAGAUUCUAAAAGGUCUAGACAUCAUGCCAGAAGUGUAUCAUGGUUACGUCGUACGGAAUACAUUUCUACAGAACAAACUAGGUUUCAGCCACAAACAAUUGAAAAAGUUGAGGCUAAAGUUGGGUUCAGUAUCAAAAAGAACUUUAAGGAGGAAACUCUUUACAUGGAUAGAGAUAGUCAGAUGAAAGCAAUUGAAAAGACUUUUGAAGACAAUAAAAAACCAGUUGAAAAACAUUACAGCAAGCCAAAUGUCCAUGCUGUUGAGACAUUAAAUGUUUUUCCAGAUUUCAAGAAUUGGAGAUUUCCAUGUGCUCAAGUUAUCUUUGAUUCUGAUCCAGCUCCAAUGGGUCGGCCUGUUCCAGCUCAAAUAGAAGAAAUGUCUCAAGCUAUGAUUAGAGGUGUAAUGGAUGAAAGUGGUGAACAGUUUGUAGCUUACUUUUUACCAUCUGAAGAAACGAUUAUUAAACGCCGUGAAGAUGCCGCUGAAAAUCGUCCAUAUGAUGAUGAUUAUGAAUACGAAUAUAAAAUGGCCAGAGAAUACAACUGGAAUGUUAAGAGCAAGAGUAGUAAAGGAUACGAAGAAAAUUAUUUUCUUAUUGUUCAACCAGAUGGAGUAUUUUAUAACGAAUUGGAAACAAGAGUUCGUUUAAGUAAGAGACGACAAAAAAUUGGUACACAAAGUAGUAGUACUAAUACCAGAUUAAUUGUACGUCAUGUUCCCAUCAAUGAACAAGAAUUCAGUGUUCACAAAUUUAGAGAAAAACAGUUACAACCAUAUGAUGAAGAAGAAGAAGCUAAAGCUGAAGAAGCAGCUAAAAAAGCAAUGCAAGCUGCAAAAGAAAGUGCUAAGGAAAUAUCAACAAAAAAUAAAACAGAUAGUGAUGAUGAUGAUGAUGAUAAUGAGUCUAGAAAAGKUGAUUCUAAAAAGAACAAUUUAGCUUCAGAUAGUGAUGUUUCUGAUGACAAUGAAGAACAUGUAGCUACAACUAACACUAAACGUGCUAGCAGUGAGACAGUUGAUAGUGACAAAGAAAAAAAUAAUAAACGUCAACGAGCUGCUAGUGAAGUAAAUUCUGAUAGUGACGCUAGUGUUAAGAAAUCCAACAGUCAUAACCAUAAAGUUAGUUCUGGAAGUGAUGAAAGUGAUAAAUCUGAUGAAGAAAAUAAUACCAAGGGCAAAGAAUCAUCUCAAAGUGGUGACAGCGAAGAGGAGCGUAUAGUAAAACGUGUGUCUAGUGAAGCUAGAUCAGACAGUGAUAAUAGUGAUGUUGAAAUGAGAAGUAAGAAAAGCUCAGAACGCGGGGCCAGCGAAGUUAAUUCAGACUCUUCAAUCACUGACAAUAGUGAUCAAGAAAGUAACAGAGGUUCUGAUAGUGAUGAAUGAGAAUAAUUAUUAACUUUUAAGACUUAUUAGCAUUUAAAUAAAACUAAAAUUGUAAAUAAUUUUAUUAAUUCCAGAUUUUAUAUUAUAAAAUUAUUGAACAUGUAAUAUUCAUGUUGUUUCUUAAGCUGUAUUUUAC
This is a messenger RNA of Diuraphis noxia (Russian wheat aphid), 2071 nucleotides long. RefSeq names its product RNA polymerase II-associated factor 1-like protein antimeros (gene atms). NCBI's taxonomy places the organism in Eukaryota, Metazoa, Arthropoda, Insecta, Hemiptera, Aphididae. Gene Ontology annotation, biological process: transcription elongation by RNA polymerase II. The record is from RefSeq and is a predicted model, not a curated record. Gene Ontology annotation, molecular function: chromatin binding; RNA polymerase II complex binding. Gene Ontology annotation, cellular component: Cdc73/Paf1 complex.